Hyaloscypha bicolor E is the source of this 1737-nucleotide messenger RNA. RefSeq lists its product as uncharacterized. The record is from RefSeq and is a predicted model, not a curated record. The coding region runs from base 1 to 1737 and encodes 578 amino acids. The transcript has 2 exons. Lineage: Eukaryota; Fungi; Ascomycota; Leotiomycetes; Helotiales; Hyaloscyphaceae.
AUGGUCCAUUUAUCGCAAAGCCAGAACGAGCUGAGACAACGAGAGAGGAGGAAAGAGAGAGAUAACAAAGAGGGGAACAUUUUCAGGCAUUUCGUUGGUGAGAGGAUGGGAAGGCCACGCGAUACGAGUGUGAGAACAGAGCAGGGGGAGAGGAGAGAUGGCGGUGAUGGCGAGAGGAGAGACACAAGAGUAAGAGUGAGCAGCUUUCGAGAGCAGUUCGACGACAAUAUCUCAGACCUCGCUUUGGAUGGUGCAGACCAUGAGGGAAGGAACGGUGUCCAUAUUCAACCCACAGGCGAAGAGGAAGUAAAAAAUGGAAGGAGAGUGGGUGAUGAGAAUCAGCAUGUCGCAGAGGUUGAAGCAGAAACGCGGUGGUGGAGACGUGGAAGCAGGGAGAGGGAUUACUGCACGCCUGAAGAGAGACGGGUGGUUGAGGAGUGGAUUACGGGGUGUGAGGGGGCAAGGUGUAAGGGGUUUGUGAAAAGGGUCCGUGAAAGGGGCGAAAGUAAUGAGAGAUUCGAGGAUGCGGGCGAGGAUGAGAGGGAGAGGGAGCUCGAUCGAGGGUCGCUUUAUAUCAAGACAGUUUGGAACCCACGGCUGGUUGAAAUCAUGAUCAUUUCGAUAUCAUUUCAAUUAACAGUUCAAGAUUCCAAAGUAGAAAGGGCUUUCAUCAACAUGGAUAACUCUUCUGACACGUCUAAUUUCGAAACCAAGAAGCCCAUGAGGCCUUGUCCUAGAUGUCCGCAUCGACUCUCUGACCUCUGGACUCAUGAGACUACUCCAGAACCCGAACAACCAACUUCAGAAGCACUGGAGACAGGGCCUACAAACAAGGACGAUGGCAACGGAGAUGAGUCCAGCAGCACUAAUGUCGGCGACCAAGUCGACCAGGGACUUACCUCAAGGCUUCCCCCUGACUAUCCCGACACUGCUUCAGAACAAAGUCAUCCACCCAAAUACUCCGACGAUGAGCAAGGAUCCAAUAUAUCUGAGAAUGGCUCCUCAGAGUACCACGAACUGGAGAGCGACGACGAAAACCAAAGCAGCGAUGACCACGAGACCUAUGAAGAUUAUAAGACCGCAAAGGAGUACCAAAGUGACGAGGAACACUUGCUCGGUGUCCAUCUCAGGGGAGGAGGUCCUGAAGACGCGUGUGAAUUCUGCAAGCUCUUCCCACCUGGCUCCAAAUGUCCAUUAUGCGCUCCGAGACCGCCAUAUGCCAAAAAGAAUCUUGAAGCAGACUCGGAGGUGAAAAUGAGAGGAGGAGGUGAGGAGGAUCGAAGCUCAACAGAUUUUGUGUGCCGUCCAGCAUGGUAUACUUGCUUUUGUGGACAAAACCAUGGAUUUCCUGGCCAAGGAGAGACAAUCGAUGGUGAGGAACAAGAAGAGUUUUCAAAAGCGGAAGGAGGUGAUGAAGUCGAAAAGGAAAUGACGGCGGAUGAUGGAGUGAUAGGGGAGACAUUUGAAGACGGGCAUUUGAUUCUCUGGAAGCUUUGCGACAGAUAUGAGGAGAUCAAAAGAUUGGAACUUGCUGGAGAGUUUGAUGACCCCAGACUGUGGGAACUCCGUGCGGAGGCCAUGGAGUACGCGGAGGCAGAUGAACAGGACUUGGGACAAUUUGAGGAGUGGAAGCAAUUUGUUGAGGAUGCGUUGCCGCUCCGGCAGCCAGAGCAGGCAUCUGAAGGAGAGACAGUGUCUAAGUCUCUUAGCACUGUAGCCGAGGAAGAAGAGAAUUGA